GGUUUAUUAGAAGCGGGUGCAGCAGGGUUCGCCUUUUGUUGUUUAAAUUGAACUUAGCUUCUCUGUGUUAUCUGUCGUUUGUCUUUCUAAGGAAACCUUAAUGCUGCGCCAAACUCAAUUUAAGAAGUAAUUUCUGUCCGUCCAGCGAGCUCUUUUUAGGUGCCCGACUAGUAGCUGGAAGUUUAAAAAGCAAUUAUUUCUGAGGCAACAGAUAAAGUCACUCUGACAGACUUUGUGUAAAUGGUUCCUCCUUAUCUUCUAACAGCAGAGUCUGAGGUGGCAGUUAGUGAAGCUCAGUUACACACCAACAUGAGAUUGGUUGUUGUUGCCUAAUUUACCAGCUCUUAACUAACCUUUAUCAUCAAGACAAACUAUGUGAUGGUUUUGAAGGCAGCAGUGGUUCAGAUGAGGAGCUUCCUGUGUUUGAUUUCCUCCAACCUCGUCCAAACACCGAUGUGGCUUCCCAGAAAAGCUCAAAGGAACCAAACCAGAACUGCUUUUACUCUAAACCCUUCAUCUCCUCAUCAGUUCAGGGUAACUCUGGAUCUGUUGACGUGAUGAUGAUCAGCAGCGACUCAGAGGAUGAGUUACCGUACGUCCCUCUGGCUCAGAGACUGAAGCUCAGACAGGACAGGGCCGUCCUCACUGAAAGAAAUGCACCCAACGAGGCGGGAUCUGAGUCGGAGCGCCUCCUCAGCUUGCAUCAGGAGAGAAGAACGACUCCAACGAAGGUAGAUAACCCUCCUCUCAGGGCUUUCUCUACAUCUGAGAGCGGAGACCCCUCUCCUACUCGGACAAAAGCCCCAAAACGGACAGCUGAGGAGAUUCAGGCUUCCAGGGAGGAGGCUCUGAAGAGGAGGCAGGCCAGAGAGAGACAGCAGCAGGAACAAGAAAGGCAGAGAGCGGAGAGGAAAGCUCUGGCUGAGGCCGCCAAGGCCCUGAGGCCAGAGGAGUGCAUCAAGCAUAUGGUGGUAGCUGUGGAUCCAGCUCUGUUGCAGCUGGAAGGAGGCGGGACCCUGCUGGCAGCGGUGCAAGCUCUGGGCUGUAGCUGCUCCAUAGAGAAACAGGAGCUCCCACGCAGCGUCACCUGGGCGAGGAGAGCUCCCACUACACAGCUGGGCGAUGCAGGCUGUGUGCCAGAGCCUCAUGUGGUGAUGCAGAUGACGGUGGAGGACUUCAUCACUCUCAUUCACAACUAUAUUCAGGUGGAGAGGCAUGGCAGGUCAGACUGCAGUCCCACCCUCACGUCGUGGGUCCAGGGGCAGCAGCGGCGUCAUCCCGCCAAAACACUCAGCCUGGCAGUCAUCGACUUGGAGAACUACUUCAGAGCUCAGAAGUCUAACAGCCAGAAGAGGUUCAGAGAGGCUGUGGCUGGGGAAGAGCCAAGAGGAGGAAAAGAGAAGAAGAAACAUAAGAGUGGUCACACUGGGAAGCUGCCAGAGGUGUCCAGAGUUGAGGUGGAGGAGGCUAUGGUCCACCUCCAGCUUCACACCGGCGUCUCUGUCCACUUCUUAUCUACCUGGAAGGAGUUCUCAGACCACAUCACCAUGACGACCAAAGCAGUCGCUGAAGCCCCUUUCAAGAGAGAGCGAGAGCAGACCGGCUUCUCCUUCUACCUGGAGAGCGAGUGGGCGGGAGGCCAGCGGGUGGACAGAGCCGGGAAGGGCCUGCUGCAAGUGUGGAAGAGACAGAUUCAGCAGUUCAACAGAGUGAGCCCAGAUGUGGCCGCUGCCAUCUUGGCAGCGUAUCCUUCCCCGCAGCUGCUCAGGAAGGCCUACAGUCAGUGUAAGACUGAGAAUCAGAAGCUGGCUCUUCUGGCAGACCUUCUGAUCCGCCGAGGUGAAGGCAUCACCUCCACCACUCGGCGAGUCGGCCCGGAGCUUUCCAAACGUCUUUACCUCCUCAUGAAUUCCUGUGACCCUGAGCAGAUUCUGGAUGCUGCUGUUUGAGCUUCCGGCGUUCUCCUAACUCUGCUCUAACCCUUCAACUUUGAUAUGUCAUAAUAAAUGGAAGUUGGAGAUCAUGGCAUUUCUGACUAAUUGAUCAGUUCAUUCAGAUUGUGUCUUUCUGCA
Molecule: messenger RNA, 2072 nt
Organism: Cyprinodon variegatus (sheepshead minnow)
Lineage: Eukaryota; Metazoa; Chordata; Actinopteri; Cyprinodontiformes; Cyprinodontidae
Gene: eme1
Product: essential meiotic structure-specific endonuclease 1
Exons: 9
Coding region: 558-1949 (463 amino acids)
Biological process (GO): replication fork processing; mitotic intra-S DNA damage checkpoint signaling; resolution of meiotic recombination intermediates
Cellular component (GO): nucleus; Holliday junction resolvase complex
Molecular function (GO): DNA binding; nuclease activity
Source: RefSeq, a predicted model, not a curated record